Messenger RNA from Thlaspi arvense, 2337 nucleotides. The record is from the annotation of a GenBank genome assembly. NCBI's taxonomy places the organism in Eukaryota, Viridiplantae, Streptophyta, Magnoliopsida, Brassicales, Brassicaceae.
AUGGCGAGUUCGGAGGUUUCGAUGAAAGGAAAUCGCGGAGGAGAAAACUAUCCCUCCGCCGGUUACAGUGACCCGAAGGAAAACAGAAUUGUUUCCGCCGCCGGAGAAGGGCAAAAAAGUAAUUCCAACCGACCAGUCGCCGCUGAGCGUGUUGUCGACCCUGAGGCUGCUCUCUACAGAGAACUAUGGCACGCUUGUGCUGGUCCGCUCGUGACGGUACCUCGACAAGAUGACCGAGUCUUCUAUUUCCCCCAAGGACACAUAGAGCAGGUGGAGGCAUCGACAAACCAGGCGGCAGAACAGCAGAUGCCUCUCUAUGAUCUUCCAUCGAAGCUCCUUUGUCGAGUCAUUAAUGUAGAUUUAAAGGCAGAGGCAGACACCGACGAAGUUUAUGCGCAGAUUACUCUUCUUCCAGAGCCUACUCAAGACGAGAAUGCAAUUGAGAAAGAGGCGCCUCCUCCUCCUCCCCCUAGGUUCCAGGUGCACUCGUUCUGCAAAACCUUGACCGCGUCGGACACAAGCACUCACGGUGGAUUUUCUGUUCUUAGGCGGCAUGCGGAUGAAUGUCUCCCACCUCUGGAUAUGUCACGUCAACCUCCUACUCAGGAGUUAGUUGCAAAAGAUUUGCAUGCAAACGAGUGGCGUUUCAGACAUAUUUUCCGAGUCUACUACAAACCGAGGACAAGUCCAUCUGAGUUUAUUGUUCCGUUUGAUCAAUAUAUGGAAUCUGUGAAGAAUAAUUACUCCAUAGGCAUGAGAUUUAAAAUGAGAUUCGAAGGCGAAGAGGCUCCUGAGCAGAGGUUUACUGGCACAAUCGUUGGGAUUGAAGACUCUGACCCCACGAGGUGGGCAAAAUCAAAGUGGAGAUCCCUCAAGGUGAGAUGGGAUGAGACUUCUAGUAUUCCCCGACCUGAUAGAGUAUCUCCGUGGAAGAUAGAGCCAGCUCUUGCUCCUCCUGCUCUGAGCCCUGUUCCCAUGCCUAGGCCCAAGAGGCCCAGAUCUAAUAUAGCUCCUUCAUCUCCGGACUCUUCAAUGCUCGCUAGAGAAGGCUCAACUAAAGCAAACAUGGACCCUUUACCGCCAAGUGGACUUUCAAGGGUCUUGCAAGGUCAAGAAUACUCGGCCUUGAGAACAAAACAUACUGAGAGUGUAGAGUGCGAUGUUCCUGAGAAUUCGGUUGUGUGGCAAUCCUCAGCGGAUGAUGAUAAGGUUGAUGUGGUUUCGGCUUCUAGAAGAUAUGAGAACUGGAUGACAUCAGGCAGGCAUGAGCCUACUUACACGGAUUUGCUUUCUGGCUUUGGGUCUAACAUAGAUCCAUCCCACGGUCAUCGGAUACCUUUUUACGACCAUACAUCAUCACCUUCUGUGCCUGCGAAGAAAAUCUCGAGUGAUCAGGAUGGAAAAUUUGAUUAUCUUGCCAACCAGUGGCAGAUGAUGCACUCUGGUCUUUCCUUGAAGUUACAUGAAUCUCCUAAGGUCCCUACAGCAUCUGAUACCUCUUUUCAAGGGCGAGGCAAUGUCAAAUAUGGUGAAUAUCCGGUGCUUCAUAGUCUGACGACUGAGAAUACUGGUGGCAACUGGCCAAUACGUCCACGAGCUAUGAAUUAUUUUGAGGAAGUGGUUCAUGCUCAGGCGCAAGCUCAGGCUAAGGAGCAUGUAGCGAAACGACCUGCGAUAGUACAACAAGAGGAGACAGCAAAGUCUAGAGACGGGAAUUGCAGGCUUUUUGGUAUUCCUCUGGUAAACAACACGAACGGGACAGAUUCUACCAUGUCUCAGAGAAACAACGUGAACGAUGCUGCGGGCCUUACGCAGAUAGCAUCUCCAAAGGUUCAGGAUAUUUCUGAUCAGUCAAAAGGGUCAAAAUCGACAAACGAUCAUCGUGAACAGGGAAGACCAUUCCAGACUAAUCAUCCCCAUCCGAGGGACGCUCAUACUAAAACAAACUCAAGUAGGAGUUGCACAAAGGUUCACAAGCUGGGUAUUGCACUUGGUCGGUCAGUGGAUCUCUCAAAGUUUCAGAACUACGAGGAGUUAAUCGCAGAAUUGGAUAGGUUGUUUGAAUUCAAUGGAGAGUUGAUGGCUCCUAAGAAGGACUGGCUGGUAGUUUACACAGAUGAUGAGAAUGAUAUGAUGCUUGUUGGAGACGAUCCUUGGCAGGAGUUCUGUCGCAUGGUUCGUAAACUCUUCAUAUACACGAAAGAGGAAGUGAGGAAGAUGAACCCGGGAACUCUGAGCUGUAGGAGCGAGGAAGAAGCAGUCGUUGGGGAUGGAUCAGAUGCGAAGGACGCCAAGUCAGCAUCGAAUCCUUCAUUGUCCAGCGCCGGGAACUCUUAA